AUGCCGAUCUCUGCUGAGUUGUCGGGCUUGAAGGGUCAGCUCUCAGAGCAGGAUAAGUCAACGGAAGAGCUGGUCGGGAAACUAGAGGCAGCGGUGAUGGAUAGUCUGUUGGUCAGGGAUCUGGGAUUUGAUAAAGACAAAAUACAAGUUCUUUUCCUUCACCUAGGUCUUGACUUUUAUUCUCUAGGCUAUUUUAAAGUGGUCUGGGACAGACAACUCGUGAUAGAGGAGGAAUUGGAAACUUUCCCCGAGUUGGAGAAUGUAGAGGAUUUUCCCCUUCUCAGAACAAAGACACUGCUGAACAGGUUUCGAUUGAGGAAACUUUGGCUCAAACCCCUCAUAAAGAUGUUUAGUUUACUUUAA
Vicia faba (fava bean) is the source of this 363-nucleotide messenger RNA. The record is from the annotation of a GenBank genome assembly. Lineage: Eukaryota; Viridiplantae; Streptophyta; Magnoliopsida; Fabales; Fabaceae.